Messenger RNA from Salvia splendens (bonfire salvia), 939 nucleotides. Its product is annotated as replication protein A 70 kDa DNA-binding subunit A. The record is from RefSeq and is a predicted model, not a curated record. Bases 1 to 939 code for a protein of 312 amino acids. The transcript is spliced from 8 exons. Lineage: Eukaryota; Viridiplantae; Streptophyta; Magnoliopsida; Lamiales; Lamiaceae.
AUGUCUCCUUUCUUUACUUUGCUCAAAGAUCUUCAACCAUACACUUCUAAGUGGGUAAUCAAAGCUAGAUGUGUUAGAGCAUAUGAAGUUUCUGGAACAAGCAACAAGAUAAAUAUAAGCUCCCUUGAUUGUGUUCUUGAAGAUAAGGAGGGGACUCAGAUUCAUGCAAGCUUCCCACGUGAUAUAAUGCAUAAAUUCAAAGACCAAAUCAAAGAAAACAAAGUGUUAUGUGAAAAAAGGGUUGGAACAUAUUUCAAUGUCUCCAAAGUGCUCCUGAACUAUGACAGUAAAGAAGUACAUGAUCUACGCAAAUGGUUUUCUGGAGAUGCAAGGAUUAAUCUUACAAAACAGAAUGUUGGAAAAAUUAUGAAAAAGGCUCUUGGUGAAUAUGAGGAUCUAAAAAUAAUAAGCCUUGAGGAUAUACUUUGCUUAGAGAUAGAGACAGUGUUUCCUCACUAUGGGGAAUGGUUCUAUUUAUCAUGCAAAAUAUGUGGCAAAAAAGUUGAUACAGCAGGAGAACAGUACUACUGCAACAAAUGCACUAAACACUAUUAUGAGGCAAUUGAAAGAUAUAGGUUUGUUGUUAAUGUAGUAGAUUCAACCUUCAAUGCAUCACUACUGAUAUGGGACAGAGAGAGUCGUCAAAUGAUGGGAAAAAAGGUUGGAGAGGUUGUAUCAGCAGAUAUGGAGCCUUUCAGUGUUAUCAAAAUGUGCACUAUGCCACAUAUAAUAGAGAAAUACAUGACAGCAUCUCUUAUCUCGCAUAAUACUGAAGUAGGAGAAUUAAGCUUAAAUUUCAGUGACCUUCUCUUUGGAUCAGACAUUCUUAAUGAGAUGAGAGUUGAUAGCAUGCAUAAAUCUGUUACAUCAACUAAAACAUUUGCAAAAGGUGAAGAAUGGAUUAUGAAAGCAUCAUCACUCGAAAGAAAGUUGGAGUAA